Molecule: messenger RNA, 1308 nt
Organism: Aspergillus terreus NIH2624
Lineage: Eukaryota; Fungi; Ascomycota; Eurotiomycetes; Eurotiales; Aspergillaceae
Gene: pgxB
Product: putative extracellular exo-polygalacturonase
Exons: 5
Coding region: 1-1308 (435 amino acids)
Biological process (GO): carbohydrate metabolic process
Molecular function (GO): polygalacturonase activity
Source: RefSeq, a predicted model, not a curated record
AUGAAGUUUUUUACUGCCGCUCUCUUUGCGAGCGCUGUCAGCGCCUUCGCUGUCGAUAGCAUCAUUCCUGGUGCGCGAGUCAUCCCAGCCACGGACACUCUCGAGCUGCAACAUGUCGGGGCGCACCAUCAUAAGCACCCGAACCGUCGCACAGUGACCAUUCGGUCGUCGCGCAAUGACACCGAUGAUGUCUCCAAGGACUUCCUUUGGGGUAUCUCCCGGGCGAACCACGGCGGACGGCUGCUCCUGCAGAAGGGCAAGAAGUACGUCAUUGGGAAGAAGCUCGACCUGAGCUUUUUGAACAACAUCGAGGUGCAAUUGGAUGGGGAGCUGAAGUUCACCGACGACGUGCCAUACUGGCAAAAGAACAACUUCUACUACAGCUUCCAAAAGUCCAUCUCAUUCUGGAGAUGGGGAGGCCAGGAUAUCAAGAUCUUUGGAUCGGGCGUUCUGAAUGGUAACGGACAGCGGUGGUACAACGAGUUCGCCGGACAGGAGAUCCUGGACCCGGACAACACCUUCUACCGGCCGAUCCUCUUCGUGACCGAGAAUGCGACUCGUGUGUCUGUGGAGGGCAUCACACAGUUGAACUCUCCUUGCUGGACGAACUUCUUCGUGGGGUCAAACGACGUCUCGUUUGACAACGUUUAUAUCGAAGCCUUCUCCACCAACGCAUCGGCCCUUCCCAAAAACACGGACGGCUUCGAUUCGUACAACGUCAAAGGUCUGAGUGUCACCAACACGCGGGUGAACGUGGGCGACGACUGCUUUUCCCCGAAGCCGAACACCACCGAUAUCUUCGUGCAGAACCUGUGGUGCAACGGCACCCACGGCGUCAGCAUGGGAAGCAUCGGACAGUACCCCGGGGUGAUGGACAUUAUCGAGCACGCCUACAUUGAGAACGUCACCCUGCUCAACGGACAGAAUGGAGCCCGUCUCAAGGCGUGGGCGGGCGAAAAUGUCGGCUACGGUCGCAUCAACAACAUCACGUACAAAAACAUCCGCAUUGAGAAUACGGACAAGCCGGUGGUUCUGGACCAGUGCUACUUCAACGUCGACACCGCGACCUGCGCCGAGUACCCGUCCAGCGUGAACAUCACCAACAUCACGUUUGAAAACGUCUACGGCACUUCGUCGGGCAAGGAGGGCAAGGUGGUGGCUGAUCUGGUGUGUUCGCCUAAUGCUGUGUGCUCGGAUAUCCAUCUGGCGGAUAUUGAUCUGACGAGUCCGGCUGGGAGUCCGCCUGUGAUUAUCUGCGAGGGAAUCCAGGGGGAUAUUGGAGUUGAAUGUCAGUCAUCGACCAGCUAG